AUGAUCACAGUUACCGUUCGCUCUGUGCAGCAAAACGUGGCCGACUUCGACAUGGCUGCUGAACCAGACAUGCUGGUCUCUUCCUUGAAACAGCAUCUGUGCGAGAAGCACUCGUUGCGCCCGGAUGCAUCGAGACAACGAUUGAUUUGUGCUGGCCAUCUGAUGGCUGAUGAUAAAAAGCUGUCAGACUACAUCCGUCCGGAAAUGAAUGACAAGUGCAUCAUUCAUCUGGUUUGUUCUAUUCCAGUUCAUAGUUUACCGUCGUGUUCGAAUACGGACAACAGCGAUGCCGGAGUGCGACUACGUAGGCAUUUGCCCUCGUCUGCUCCGGCUGCCGUGGCUGAACAGCAUCCAAGCACAAGCGUAUUUGCAUGCAGCCCCACCAAUGCGAACUCACUGGGCCCUGUCUCAGCAACGGCGCCGGUACUCGAUAGUGCUGGUUGGCUAAAUGUGCACAGCGCUAUGAUGAAUGAGUAUAUGCAGUACAUGUCGAGGAUGUAUGGAAGCGCCAACUGGCCGUACAUGUACGCCGGCGGACUAUACAGUAACACUGCCGCUAUUUCAACGGGCUUGGAGGAGUCGACCGCGACGGUUACGGAUGUCCUUCAACAGCAGUCGACGGCAGCGGGAGCUACAGAGCCGCCAGCAGCUGAAGAAGCUGCACCAGCGGCGGCACUCGCCCGCCGUCCCGCUGCUCCAGCUCGACAGCAAGUGCUGAACGCACAGGGUGGCGUCGACGACGAGGAUGACGAACAUCCAAGAGACUGGCUGGACUGGAUAUACAUGGGCAGCCGAGCAUGCCUCUUGUUCAUGGUACUAUACUUCUAUUCAUCUUUGGAGAGAUUCGUUUUCGUCAUAUUUUGUUGCAUGAUUAUGUAUAUUAUGCAACAACGUUGGCGACUUCUUCGACAACCGGUUGCGAACCGCGUACAAGAACCGGGUCCACCAAACGUUCCCCAACAAAAUGCUGGCUUUAAUCAAGCUGCCGCACCAGAAGCGGUAAAUAACCGUGACCAGCGGGAUAACUUGCAGUUGGAGAACGCGGAGCCGGCAGAAAUUAGAGACACUGCCGAGCGUGCGAAUUCCUAUGGUUCUGACAAUGCUUCUCCAUGGACGUUGCCAAACUCCGCCGUCGCCGGUCCCAAGGCCGGUUCAGAAUGGAGGAAGGUUGGAGACCGUGGCGAAGUCUCCGUAAUUGCCAUCUCCCACUCAUGGAAUUGA
Soboliphyme baturini is the source of this 1221-nucleotide messenger RNA. The record is from the annotation of a GenBank genome assembly. Lineage: Eukaryota; Metazoa; Nematoda; Enoplea; Dioctophymatida; Soboliphymatidae.